Molecule: messenger RNA, 1591 nt
Organism: Triticum aestivum (bread wheat)
Lineage: Eukaryota; Viridiplantae; Streptophyta; Magnoliopsida; Poales; Poaceae
Exons: 2
Coding region: 15-1397 (460 amino acids)
Molecular function (GO): protein binding
Source: RefSeq, a predicted model, not a curated record
CCAGUUCCAAGCAUAUGGUAUGUUUCGAAACCCAAAUCCUACGCAGACUACUACUCGAGGAUCGUCCUCAGAUCAGAUCGUCGAAACGAAAGAUACGGCGGCGCGCGGCCAUGGUGGCCUCGCUCCCGCACGACCUCGUCCUCGACAUCCUGCUCCGCGUGGACGACGCGGCCGCGCUCUUCCGAUGCGCCGCGGCCUGCAGGCAGUGGCGCGGCCUCGUCGCCGACCCCGCCAUGCUCCGCCGACGGUGGCCGGAGGACGCGCGCCCCUCCCUCGCCGGCUUCUUCAUCAAGAACCGGGCCCGUGAUCAAGAGGCCAAGGUGCUCGUCCCGACGCCACGGUCGCCGCUGGGCCGCCGUUGCCGCAGCCUCCGCUCCUUCGUGCCAACCGUGCCGGACCGCGCGGUGUCGCUGGCCUCGCGCCGCGGGCUGCUCCUCGUGCGCCUCGUCCCACCCCGCGAGGCGGACCUUGACCAGACGGUCCUCCGUCUGGCCGUGUGCAACCUGCUCCUCGGCACGUGCCACGAACUCCCUCCUCUAAUGCGCACCACCUCUGUCGGGUACCGUGACUAUGGAUGCUACUGUUGUGCCGUUCUAUCCGGUGACGACUGUCGCUCCGGCGAACAGCCGCCGGGCAACUCACCCUUCUACAAAGUGGUAAUCAUCACAGCCGGCCAUGAGGUACACUGGACUAUGUUUGAUAUCCACACCUUCUCGACUGUGAAACCGAGCUGGAGUACAACGCGCUCCCAUGAAAUUAUGUGGGGCAAUACCCUCGGAUCAUUCUGUCAAACCGACGCCGUCGUCUGCCACGGCGUUGCGUACUGGCUAUUUCGUGAUGACAGAGAAGGGUGUUUCCAUCUCGUUAAACUGAUGAUUGGCCAGGACGACUAUCUCACAUUGACGUGGCUCCCGGUCGAGAUGUUGCCUGACCGAGAUCACCGCCCGUGCCUUCGCUUGAACAGCGAUGACACGCUCUCGGUGCUACAGAUGCAAGAGACAGGUUUCCAGCUACAAAUAUGUAGACAAGAGAGACAAGAGAGUUUCUAUGGUAGCUCACAAUGGCUCCACCCUCAGACGAUCGAGCUGAUACACCCAUACUGGAAGAAGACGGCCCAAGGAAAAGACACACUUUCCAUACUGGGAGAGAAGUGUGGCAAAUUGCUUGUCAUGGAUGGGCGCGGGCGCGUGUACGCCGCCGACCUCGAGACCGGAGCAAUGAAGAAGGUGGCGGACGGGCCUCACGCACGCCCUAACAGCCCUCUCGAUGCCGUGCUCUUAGAGAUGGACUGGCCGGCGUUCUUCGUUUCACGUCUUGGUAUAGACAGUGGAGAGGAAGCUGCAAGAAGAAGAAGGCCCAAGGGAAAAGGCGGUAGGAAGACUCGCAGCCAUGCCUAGGCAGCAGAUAGAGGAAUUAAUAUUAGGUUGUGUGUGUUUUGUUGGUGGCAAGUAGCUAUUUCGGUUUUCAAAGUCUUGUAUGGCGAGGAUGUUUGCAUGUGUCCUUAUUCUUUACUACACUAGAUGACCCGUUGUGCCAAUUGGCACAGAGACCAACUUUAGCCUAGAAGUUAAGCGAACUAUUUAAACAACUU